AUGACAGUAUUGGGAGUGGUGGUUCCCAAGCGAACUUUGAUAUUGACACGUAUUCUUGACAAAGCAAAAGUGUUAGACUUGAAUAUAAUCUUAAAAAUGAAAACUCCCUUGCUGUUUAAGACUGUAGAAUCAAUUCUGGAGGUUUUGCAACGACCGGAACACAAAAGUCCCGUCGUUCAAGAAUUGCUGAGCAUUUACGAAGAUGCUAAAGAAAAAAAGGAAAAAUUCGAUGCACCCGGAGAAGCCAAACAGCAUCCCUUAAUUAUCUUUGAAGGUUUAGAUGGAUCAGGAAAAUCCACAACAGUGAAGCUUUUCGCUAAACAAAUAAACGCAAUAAAAUGGCAAACUCCUCCCGAAAGCAUAUCCCAUCUGAGAAAUUUAUUAGACGACGAUAUUAACCUAAGAACGGCCUUUUACUCGCUGGGCAAUUACAUAGCUGCAUUGGAAGUGCAGCUUUUGCUGCGCACUUCUCCAGUUGUAAUGGAUCGUUAUUGGCAUUCUACUGCAUCAUUCGCCAUAGCUCAAGCAGUGCACGACUACAAGGGGGAGUACGAAAUGCCGGCAAAAGGGAACGAAAUCUACAAUUUUCCAGAGGAUUUAUUCAAGCCUGAUUUGGUGAUGUUAUUGAACGUUACAGAGCAAAUAAGAAUUCAAAGAUUGUCGAGAAGAACGUCGUUCACAACGCAGGAAUUGUUGCUGAAAAACUCCGAUGAGUUUAGAAAUAAUGUUAUCCUGGCUUACAGAAACAUGUCCAAUCCUGGAGUUGUUUUUAUCAACGCCAACUCGAAACCAAAAGAUGUAAUAGAUAACUGUCUUGUUCAUGUUAAUCCUUUGUUGGAAAAAAAUUAA
This is a messenger RNA of Phyllotreta striolata, 849 nucleotides long. The record is from the annotation of a GenBank genome assembly. Lineage: Eukaryota; Metazoa; Arthropoda; Insecta; Coleoptera; Chrysomelidae.